Molecule: messenger RNA, 626 nt
Organism: Bufo bufo (common toad)
Lineage: Eukaryota; Metazoa; Chordata; Amphibia; Anura; Bufonidae
Product: protein GOLM2-like
Exons: 2
Coding region: 57-626 (189 amino acids)
Source: RefSeq, a predicted model, not a curated record
CGAAGAAGGGAGAAAGACGGUGUGAGAUUGGACAGGGCUAGGCCGAGGGGGCGAUCAUGGUGGGCUUUGGAGCCCUGCGGCGUACAGGCCGGCUGCCCCCCUUUGUGUUGGUGGCGUUGUUAGUGGUGAUCGCCCUCCUGGCCUUAAACUACUGGAGUGUGUCUGCCUGCCAGGCCGCCUUGCAGGGGGAUCUGGUGGCUCUUCAGGAACAGGUUCAGCGCACGGAGGUAGCCCGGAGCCGGCUGGAGAAGCGCCAUUCUGAGCUGAUCGUGCAGUUGGAGGGCAACCGGCGGCAGCUGGAACAACGGCUGGGCGAAUUUCAGAAGAUAGGGGAUCGACUGCGGGCCCGGGACCUGGAGGCCCAGCGCUGCGAGGCAGACAGGGAGAAGCUGCUGGCCAAAGUGUCACUCCAGAUGGUAGAUAUCACUCAUCUGAAGGAACUGUUGCAUGAACUUCAUCAAGAAUUUUUGCGACAGGAGAAUCAGCUACUUGAGUACAAGAAAAAUAAUACCCUGCUGCAGAAGGCACUGAAGGAAGAGAGUAUACAAUGCCCUAUAGAGGAAGUAGCUGCUGCUGCCAAGAACUUUGCAUCUACUACAACAAAAGAAAAGCAGUGGAAGCCCUAG